GAGGGACAAAAGAAGCACUUCAAAAUGUGCCUGCCAGUGCGCCCGCCGGCUGAGUCAAUGCAGGGCUACCAUCAAAAUACCACACCACAAACUCGACCCUAAGUGCUUACUUUCGCUGUUGGUGACGGUGAUGUGUAAAAGUUGUUGCACAUGCAGAGUCAAGACGGCCCCAAUGGUUUACGUAAAUGUCCACAUCCAGUUCGCUUGCCAGUGAGCUGCUCCGAGGUCAAAGUGUCGGCGACCUUUUGUGCACUACUUUCAACUGAACGGAGAUAUGGUUGAUAUGGAACAAGGUCAUGGCGGGCUCAAAGUGACGGCGGAAAUGGAGGUUAUCCUCAGUCAACAAGGCUAUAUUAGCAUUAAAAUGGGUAGCGAGAAACUUAGGGCCAUGUUUCAGACACAAUUCGGCGAACUGGAUAUCAAUAAACUUUCACCAUUCGCAUUCGCAUGCAUGACUGGGCAAAUUCAAGACGUCAAAGCUGCAGUCAGCGGAGGGGUUGCGCCGGAUAUAACAGGAGCUGAAACGCCUUUCAAAAUUGGUUUUCUUUCAUUUACCGUUCUCGGCGCACAGCGAAUCAAAGGAGCCACUCCAAAUUCUCUUAAGCAUCUUGACGUUAUCAACUAUCUCCUUCAAUACGGUGCACCCCCGGAUUUGCCGGAUAUAUCCGGUCACACAGCCCUCCACCAUGCAUGUACUCCUCCGCUUGGGCAUUUUGAACUCGCCAGGGCACUUCUCGAAGGCGGAGCUAACCCGAAUGUUCAAAACCGUUAUGGUGAAGUCCCUCUCUUCUUUCCAUUCCAGGGACAAGACAUACAGAUCCUAGAUUUGCUGAUGGAGCACAACGCUGAUCUGGACAUCAAGGACGGAAAUGGUGAUUCUCCCCGUGCUUUGUGUGUUGUGUUUGGUCCCCAAGUCACAGCUGCGGUUCGCCGGUGGGAAAGGAAACGAUCAGGGGAGAAAGCACUAUGGGAAGAGAAGGAAUGCGAGUACUGUAAGAAGAAAGGGAGAGGCUUGAAGCAGUGUGCACGAUGUCACACAGUCCGAUAUUGCUCAUCUGACUGCCAGCGUAUGCAUUGGAAAACCCAUAAACCAUUGUGCCAGCCAUUCUCCACGUCAACCACGGUCACACUGAAGCCAACCUACGGCAGCUUCUCGUCUGCAAUAUCACAUGCUGAUUUCACUCGCGAAGCCCUCGGCCUCUCGAGUUCCAAGUCCAAGCCGCCUAAAAACACUCCUCGUGCCCAGAUGUCCUUUGAUCAGAGGUCCAUGAUCAUCAAGGUGCAAGUGCCUGUUGAUCCGUUCUCUCCGACUGCGACAUCAAUGGGACUGGGCAGUUUGCUCAUAUAUAGCAAAAAGAAAGAUUUCAUGUGUACUGUUGAACGAGCUGGAAAUACGAACGCGUAUGAUGAUAUCGUCCGCGUGGUGAAAUCCAGGGGUGUCGGAGGGGUCAAGGCCUAUUUUGCCGCAGAACUGCGAACUCGCGAUGAGCUGGUUGUCAAGAUUUCUGAAACUUUAGCGGAGCAGCCGUUCUAGGCAGCUUUCAAUAUUCUCUGCUAGCGCAAUUCUCUAUUGUUUGGAACAAUUGUUCUCGUCACGCCACAAAAUGAUCGAUUCUACUUAUUGCAAAGAUAAUCACACUCGUCACCAAAAUAAC
Molecule: messenger RNA, 1655 nt
Organism: Suillus bovinus
Lineage: Eukaryota; Fungi; Basidiomycota; Agaricomycetes; Boletales; Suillaceae
Product: ankyrin repeat-containing domain protein
Exons: 7
Coding region: 275-1534 (419 amino acids)
Cellular component (GO): nucleus; cytoplasm
Molecular function (GO): protein binding
Source: RefSeq, a predicted model, not a curated record